Chaetomium globosum CBS 148.51 is the source of this 1728-nucleotide messenger RNA. RefSeq lists its product as uncharacterized. The record is from RefSeq and is a predicted model, not a curated record. The transcript is spliced from 2 exons. Lineage: Eukaryota; Fungi; Ascomycota; Sordariomycetes; Sordariales; Chaetomiaceae. Bases 1 to 1728 code for a protein of 575 amino acids.
AUGGCCGCUGUCUCGGCAACCCCCUGGGGGGCCAUCAUCGUGGCCUUCUCUUGUACCGCUUUUUCGGAUUUAAACAAUGCGGUCCUAGCGGCCUUCUCCCUAAUCGUCCGGGAAAAACGCUUGUUUGCUGAUUUUCCUGGUCCCGUGCCUCCCCGAGAGGCUCUCAUGAAGGCCCUCGGCAUCCUAAUUUUCGCCUUCCUCCUCCUUCAGUUGCUACGGAUGAGGAAGACAAAUUCCGAGGCGCCGCGCUGGAAUGGGUUCGGCAAGGUCCUUCUGUUUCCGUGUUCUACUAUUCACUCACGGUUCUUUCCCAAAAAACACUCCUUCUCUUACCCGUACCUCCUAGUGGGCAUCCCCGUGGGGUUCGAGGGCAACGCAGGGGGUAUGGUCUCGGUCAAAGCUAAGGGCAAACCGGGACUAUUUUCUAUUACGCCAUGGGCAGGUUGGUUUACCGUUGAUGCUGGCGACCACUUGGAACGCGGCAAGUCUGAAUUAGGCCUACGUGGAAAAUUGGAUGAGUACCUCCAAACUCAGGACGUCAAUCCGUCAACCUACCCUCAUGCGUAUUUGAUCACCGCUCCGCGGUUUCUGGGUUACCAGUUCAACCCAGUGUGCUUCUGGUACCUAUACGAUGCAGACAAGCGUCUGGCAGCGAUGAUCAUAGAGUUCAACAACACAUUCAGCGAACGGCGCAUGUACUUCUUGACGGCAGAUCACAGUCCAGCAGUCAAGAGCAAGCGCUCUCCACACCACAACACACACCCACCCACCUUCAAAGAAUGGCCCAAAGAUUUCCACGUCUCCCCCUUCAGCUCGCUGAAGGGCUCCUACACCCUCACCGCAUCCGACCCCCUACACCACCCACCCACAUCCACACUCGACACCACCACCACCACCACCACCGCACCCCUCACCACAACCCUCACGCUCCUCUCCUCCCAAUCCCACCCCAAACUCACCGCCACCCUCACCUCCACCACCGCCCCCCUCCACCCCUCAGCCAUGACCCCCACCCAAAAGCGCCGCUUCCUCCUCUCCUGGUGGUACGUCGGCCUACUGACCUUCCCGCGCAUCCUCGCGCAAGCCGCCGUGCUCCACUUCCGGCACAAGCUGCCCGUUUAUACGCGGCCGGAGCCGCGGAGGGGCACGCUCAGCCGCCCCGCGACGCGCGCGGAGCGCCAGCUGGAGUGCGUGUUUCGGUGGUAUUUGGCGAGGUGUGUAGAGGUGGAGGGGGGGGAGAGGGUGGGGCGGUUGGUGGUGCGGUAUACGGCGGCGGGGGUUUGGGGGGGUGAUGGUGAUGCGUGCGUGUUUCGCUCGCCUGAGGCGGUGGCGGCGGUGGAGGCGGGGGAGCGGGUGGAUGAGUUGGUGUUGACGGUGUUGACGCCGGCGUUUUAUGCGCGGUUUGCGGCGCGUUAUACGGGCUCGCUCAAUGCGCUGGUGAGGGAGGCUUGUGCGGGUGGCACGCUGUGGGUGUCGCGGCCCGAUUUGCUCGCGCGGUUGAUUCCGGCCGAAGAGAACACGGCGCCGCUGGGGCUUUGUGAGGUGUUAGGUCUGGACGGAACGGGCCAACCGGGAAAGCGAUUGCUUCGUGGGACGACUUCUCUUUCAGGGCGCUGCAGAACUUGCGUGGUGGGAAGGGGUAUAGCUUGUCGGAUCUGGAUACAUAUGUCCUGGAGUGUGAGAGUCAGCAGGAGCGGGAUAGCUAUUGGGACCAUGUGUGGAGGUUGA